Molecule: messenger RNA, 1063 nt
Organism: Betta splendens (Siamese fighting fish)
Lineage: Eukaryota; Metazoa; Chordata; Actinopteri; Anabantiformes; Osphronemidae
Exons: 4
Coding region: 4-732 (242 amino acids)
Source: RefSeq, a predicted model, not a curated record
CUGAUGACAACAACGAUGCUGACUGAGUUUGGUCUCAGCCUGCCUGCCCAGUGGUCUCCAGCAGACACUGCAGAGGAGACAGACGAAUCAGCAUCUCUGGUCCACCCUUUUCCCUCCCACUCUCUCUCCGGCUCUAAGUACUGCUGCUGCUUUGCAGUGCUGCACACUGAGGCAGCCACUGUCGGUUGUGCCCCAUCCCAAGGAGAGAACGCAGGCAAAAUCUGCUACCUCAUCUGGCCUGGGCAGGAGUUGGAUGGGUGCUUGUCCAUCAUGCUCAAAUCCCUCUUUGUGUAUGGAGUGCUGGGAGUCUUGCUGAUCCCAGGAAAGUGCAACCUGAUUUCUGUGUGCACUGAAGAUGACAGUGACUUAAGAGUAGACUGUCUAAUCAAGGCCACGCCAAACAAGAUCAACACCUAUGAGUUCUCCUGGUCAUCUGGAAAGAAAAUGUCCAUCAUUAACACCAAUGUGUCUGGUUCAACAUCGGAGAUCCAGUUCAAGGACAAAAGCUACGUGGAGGAGCUGGAGCCCCACGGCUACAGACUGACUCUAAAAGACUUCACAGAGAAUCUCCCACACAACACCACCUACAUGUGCAGAAUACUCGGGGAGGAUGCCAAAGUCACUGUGGAGAGAGAGCAACUUCUACCAUGUUCAGCUGUCAGCUUGUUUCUGAAGAGCUCCUGUUCCUGGAUCGUUUGUCUGCUGCUUCUCUUCUAUGACCUGCACAGCUAAAACAGACGAGCAGGCUUGUGCGGGCACACAGACAAACAUCCCACCACCGCUAUGUAUCCAUAUAUACAAGCAUCCCCACAAUACCACGGGUUGAAGAAUCUCAUAAACAGCUUGCAACUAUGUCUCUCUCUACACUGGCAAAGUAUUCAGACCUGUUGAUGCUCUUUAUGCUGAGAAAAAAAACUAUCAUAUAAAUCUGCUAAAUGUUUAGACAUGUGAUUUCCUGCACAGGCAUGCACUAUUAUUCUAUGUACUCAUUAAGUGUAAAUGCACUGACUUGCCAUACAAUUAGAACUCUAAAAGCAUUUUCAAUAAAGGGAUGACAGUCUAA